Colletotrichum costaricense is the source of this 627-nucleotide messenger RNA. RefSeq lists its product as uncharacterized. The record is from RefSeq and is a predicted model, not a curated record. The coding region runs from base 1 to 627 and encodes 208 amino acids. NCBI's taxonomy places the organism in Eukaryota, Fungi, Ascomycota, Sordariomycetes, Glomerellales, Glomerellaceae. The transcript has 2 exons.
AUGGCUGAUCAAGAUAAAAAUCCACGAAUUUGGAACAUCGAAGAAGGUCAAGCAUACUUUGACGACUUGAUAAGACUUCUUCGUAAUCCAAAUGUAAGUGUUGACGAAACGGCUGAUACUGGGCACAUCAACGCAACUGCGAAUCAUUUUCCUUUCCAAUUCCAGAAGGGAGCACCUGUCACAAAAGCCAAGGCUUGUUCCCGGAUCUUUGAAUACAUCCGCGUCUUUAUAAUCGAAUACAAAGAUGUCAUAUCGGGCGGACACGAAUUCCGCGAGGAAGUUGAGACAGAUGAUCUCGGUCAACUAUGUGGAAUGCUCGACACAGUGAUCCGGACGCUCCCUCCAGUGAAGGAUCAUGAGCAGCCAGAGCGAAGGAUUGUCUGUUUCAUUGAUGGUGUGGGUUCUCGCAGUGAUGUAGAGGAUUCUUCCGGAGUGGCCAAGGUCAUACAGACCUUGCUGAAGAUGGUCCGUCUAAGUCACACUGGCAAUGACUACGUACCGACAUUCCAACUGAUCUGUACGAGUCCUCGUCUAGGCGACUGGGAUGAUGCACUCUUCCCAAAUGGAGACACUUGCCAAAUUAUUGAUUUAGCACUACCACUGCUGGCAUCUGCACCCUCGACCUGA